Molecule: messenger RNA, 1814 nt
Organism: Sebastes umbrosus (honeycomb rockfish)
Lineage: Eukaryota; Metazoa; Chordata; Actinopteri; Perciformes; Sebastidae
Gene: cnot8
Product: CCR4-NOT transcription complex, subunit 8
Exons: 7
Coding region: 254-1111 (285 amino acids)
Cellular component (GO): CCR4-NOT complex; CCR4-NOT core complex; P-body
Molecular function (GO): nucleic acid binding; poly(A)-specific ribonuclease activity
Source: RefSeq, a predicted model, not a curated record
CGCCUCAUCCUGUAGGUGGCGGUGUGCACAUAAUACCGCCCAGUUGUGGACUGCCAAUAUAUACACAACGAAGAAGAAGAAGUAGGAGCAGCAAAGAAAGCGAAGAAGAAGAACAACAGCUUCGCUAGCAGCUAGCUUGUCGAGCAGAUUCUGAGAGUUGUCUUUCUUCUUCAUCACACUGCCUCCCAUUCGCCCCCCCAUCACAAGCGCUGCAGGACUGUUGGGGUUUUAGCUCUCUUCCUGACCUGCCAACAUGCCAGCUGCACUAACAGAUUCCAGUCAGAUAAUCUGUGAAGUAUGGGCGAGCAAUGUGGAGGACGAGAUGAGGAAGAUCCGGCAAAUUAUUCAAAGCUACAAUUUUAUUGCCAUGGACACAGAAUUUCCUGGUGUGGUUGUCCGGCCAAUCGGUGAGUUUCGAAGCACAGUAGACUACCAGUACCAGCUGCUGAGGUGUAACGUCGACCUCCUGAAGAUCAUCCAGCUCGGCCUCACGUUCAUGAACGAGGAUGGAGACUAUCCUAAUGGCACGACGACGUGGCAGUUCAACUUCAAGUUCAACCUCACAGAAGACAUGUACUCACAGGACUCCAUAGACCUGCUCCAGAACUCCGGCCUCCAGUUUAAAAAACAUGAAGAAGAGGGAAUCGAGACACUCUACUUCGCUGAGCUCCUCAUGACGUCUGGUCUGGUGCUGUGUGAAAACGUCAAGUGGCUUUCCUUCCAUAGCGGCUACGACUUCGGCUACCUGGUGAAGCUCCUGACAGACGCACGGCUCCCGGAGGAGGAACACGACUUCUUUCUGAUCCUCAACCUCUUCUUCCCCGCAAUCUACGACGUCAAAUACUUGAUGAAGAGCUGCAAGAACCUAAAGGGAGGGCUUCAGGAAGUAGCAGACCAGCUGGAGCUGAAGAGGAUCGGGCGGCAGCAUCAGGCUGGAUCAGACUCACUUCUCACCGGCAUGGCUUUCUUCAGGAUGAAAGAGCUUUUCUUUGAAGACAACAUUGAUGAUGCAAAGUAUUGUGGGAGAUUGUACGGCCUGGGCUCGGGCUCCACCCAACCCCAGAACGGCAUCUCCAGCUCGGGCCAGGAGGAGACGAACAACAAGCACUGACUGAACGCUCAAAAUCUUCAAGUGGAAUACACACUUGUUUUAAAACCCAACCAGCAUAUUUCCCCUCUGAUCUCCCUCAACAUUCGAUCCCUGAACGAGACUAAAUGAAAUAUUUCUUUAAAUUUUUCUCCUGAGUGACUGUAAAAUGGACUCACAGUGACAUCGGAUCCUUCACUGGCUCAGUCGUUUCUUUUUAAUCGCUUUUACUGAGUAUAUGGCCAUAUAUUCAGAACACUUUUUUCCAUUUUUUUUAUUUUACAGCAUUAUAGUAACACCCUUCUUUAACAGCAUGGGACCAGCUCCUGUAUCAUACUGUGAUUUCAGACCAAACUUUGCCAAAACCAGUCCGAUUCUUCAGUUCAGACUAUCCUUCUCAUCAGCAGGACUCGUCUCUUGUUGCAGGGAUUUCAUUUUUUUAAGUUAAUGUUGGAAGGGCCUGUAAAUUAAAAUGUAUAAUUUUGAUGAAAAUAAAAAUGUUCUAGCUCUUUUCCACUUUCAGAAACUUUUAACAGCGGGCGUAAAAGUGUAUAACUGUGCUUGGUUAUGCAUGUUUCAAUGGGCAAACUACUGUCGUUCUGUACAUUCACCCACCAAACCAAACUGUUCACAGUCAGGUUUACAGAUGUUGUGGUUACUGUUGUUUUUACAUUCUACAUUGUUUUAAACAGUUGUAUAUUAAAUUGUUUUGUAUUUUAAAUGCAAA